AUGCAUUGCGGCGACUCACCGAAACCGAGGAGCCAUCAUCCGUCUGCACCGGUAAAGUGUCAACAGAGCUUCACUCGCUUCGAGAGCUGUGACCGCUUCGACUGCUGCGAGGAUACCUUCUUCAGCAAGUGCGAGUAUUCGACCGAAGAGUCGAUGGAGACGGGUAACGGUAACGGUCACGGACACGGCCACGGCCACGACGCGGACUUCGACACGAGGUCUUACCAUCGUCGGCGUCCGUGGCUGAAUCAUCAGCUACAUCGCAAGUAUUAG
Messenger RNA from Aspergillus lentulus, 273 nucleotides. The record is from RefSeq and is a predicted model, not a curated record. Lineage: Eukaryota; Fungi; Ascomycota; Eurotiomycetes; Eurotiales; Aspergillaceae.